Anopheles stephensi (Asian malaria mosquito) is the source of this 1004-nucleotide messenger RNA. RefSeq names its product alpha-ketoglutarate-dependent dioxygenase alkB homolog 7, mitochondrial. Lineage: Eukaryota; Metazoa; Arthropoda; Insecta; Diptera; Culicidae. The transcript is spliced from 4 exons. The coding region runs from base 175 to 957 and encodes 260 amino acids. Gene Ontology annotation, cellular component: mitochondrial matrix. Gene Ontology annotation, biological process: DNA damage response; fatty acid metabolic process. The record is from RefSeq and is a predicted model, not a curated record.
AAGCGGUUGCUAUGCAUUGGGGGGAUGUACAAGCCUACUAUGCUUUCAUAACAUCUCGGGGUUGGAACGGUUUCGGUGGUUUGUUCAACCGGCAAAUACAGGAAAGACUAGGGUAGCGCAAUGCCUUACCGUCGUGCUAUUCGAUAAGAAGAAACAUCCGUGCAAAGUGCCAUCAUGUUUGCCUGCUUUAGCUGCAUCCGUGUGCCAAGAAACAGUUCAACACUGCUGCUUCGUAGCUUACCAGGGCUGUGCUCGAUUCGAAACGUUCACCGAACCGGCAUCCUCUUGUCCGAGGGUGUGAACGAUGCUUCCGUCCCAGCUACCCCCAGCUGUGUCUCGUUUUUCGGCCAAUGGCCGGAAGAGGACCGUACGACGUUCGUCAAAGAUAUGCGCGUGCUGGAUCGGUUUAUAGAUGAGAAGGAGGAAGGUUCACUGCUGGAAGAGAUCGAACCGUACCUGAAGCGGCUGCGCUACGAAUUCGACCAUUGGGACGAUGCGAUACACGGGUACCGGGAAACGGAACGCAAGCACUGGUAUCCGGCCAAUCGAGCUAUCCUGGAUCGUAUAGUAUCGAUUGCGUUCGAGGGAACCGCCAUGCCUUACGUCCACGUGCUGGAUCUGGCGGAAGAGGGUGUGAUCAAACCGCACGUCGACAGUGUGCGGUACUGUGGCAACACCAUUGCCGGCGUUAGCUUACUUUCCGACUCCGUGAUGCGACUGGUGCGGACAAACGACGAGGAGCAAACGAACGCCGAGUAUCGGCAAAUAUUUUCCCAAGAGCGGCAUAUCAAGUAUUGGGCCGAUGUGUUACUACCACGCCGAUCGCUUUAUGUGAUGAAACACACGGCACGAUACAAAUACACGCAUGAAAUUCUGCCCGCCAAGGAAUCGCUGUUCCGGGACAAGCUGAUCAAAAAAACGCGUCGUAUAUCAAUAAUAUGUAGAAAUGAUCCAUAAAGCGUAGUGUGCAGUGUGUAGAAUAAAGCAAAUUUGAACCAGCUAAA